This is a messenger RNA of Aspergillus heteromorphus CBS 117.55, 3405 nucleotides long. Its product is annotated as amino acid/polyamine transporter. Gene Ontology annotation, molecular function: transmembrane transporter activity. Lineage: Eukaryota; Fungi; Ascomycota; Eurotiomycetes; Eurotiales; Aspergillaceae. The transcript has 8 exons. Gene Ontology annotation, biological process: transmembrane transport. Bases 1 to 3405 code for a protein of 1134 amino acids. Gene Ontology annotation, cellular component: membrane. The record is from RefSeq and is a predicted model, not a curated record.
AUGUCCAGGCUAUCCUUUUCGAAUUCCGCCUCCAGGUCGGACAAUUACCAUGCGCCCAGGGAUUCCCUAGAACUGGCCUCUUUGGCCUCGUCGCCCGACUCCGCCCCCAGAUCAUCCCGCUCCUCGUCCCCGUCGGGCAUCUCGUCCUCACGCAAGCUCUCGCUCGAGGAUGAGGACCCUCUCUCCAGCUCCCACCCACAGGCUCAAUCUGCCUCCGGCCGACCCCGGUCCGCCCGCUCUUACUCGAUUUCCUCCGCUUUCGACUUUGGGGCGACGCUGUUCCCCUUGUCGCAGACGACCGGUGGUUAUGCACCCUUGGGCGCCUCUUCCGCAGACCGAGAGGCCGGGGUCGCCGAUGGCUCCUUGGAAAGGAACAAAACGUUAACAUACCUGAACGGCCUGUCCCUAGUGGUGGGACUGAUUAUCGGUUCCGGCAUCUUCUCCUCUCCCAGCCAGGUCAAUGCCAAUGCGGGGUCGCCCGGGGCGUCGCUGAUUGCGUGGGUGGUGGCUGGGUUGCUGGCAUGGACAGGGGCGGCGAGCUAUGCGGAGCUCGGAGGUGCCAUUCCUUUGAAUGGGGGCUCCCAGGUGUACCUGUCCAAGAUCUUCGGAGAGCUGGCAGGCUUCCUGUUCACAUGGAGCGCCGUUCUCGUGCUGAAGCCCGGCAGCGCGGCCAUCAUUGCAAUCAUCUUUGGAGAAUACGUCGUCAGGGCUGUGGUUGGUGCCGAUGUUGAGACGGUUAAUCCAUGGAUCAACAAGGCUGUUGCGUUCGGUGGAAUCCUUGUCGUGACAUUACUGAACUGCAUCUCCACCAAAGUGGCCGCUCGCAUCGGCGAUUUCUUUAUGUUCUUCAAGUUCGUUGCAUUGCUGGGUGUCACAAUUAUCGGCAUCAUCGUGGCAAUCACCGGCCUCUCGUCAAGUGGAAGUGCCAACAAGGAGUGGAAGGCGGGCUGGUUCGAAGGUACGAAUCUGGAUGUAUCCGCAUGGGCUACGAACUAUGUGACGGGGGAAUUCAAGAACCCUCCCCGUGAUCUCCCACGGGUGAUUCACACCGCCAUGCCGCUGGUCAUCCUCAGCUAUAUCCUCGCCAACGUCUCCUACAUCCUUGUUCUGCCCCAUGCAACCAUCGAAGCCAGCAACACAAUCGCCGUCCAAUUCGGCGACAAGGUGUUCGGGUCGGUCGGGGCCCUGGUGUUCGCGCUGGUGGUGUCCGCGAGCUGCUUCGGCGCUCUGAACGCAACGACCUUCACCAGUGGACGGUUAGUCUACGCGGCCGGAAAGGAAGGCUAUCUGCCCUCUGUCUUCGGCAACCUGUGGACUCGAGACACAUCCACGAAUCGACUGCAGCGCCGAUCAUGGGUCAGCAAGUCGCUCACCCGCGUAUGCGGAGGUGGCACGCAGAUCGGAUUCACUCCCAUCAACGCCAUGGCACUGAACAGCGCACUCACCUUGAUUUACGUCAUAGUCGGCGAGUUCAAAACCCUCGUCACCUUCUACGGCGUCGCCGGAUACACCUUCUACUUCUUCACGGUACUAGGCCUGAUUGUGCUCCGCGUGCGUGAACCAUACCUGCACCGCCCGUACAAGACCUGGAUCUCGACCCCCAUCAUCUUCUGCUGUGUGAGUCUCUUCCUCCUCAGUCGGGCGAUUAUCGCAGAGCCGCUGCAGACCUUGAUCGUGGUCGCAUUCAUUGUGGCCGGCGUUCCUGUCUAUUACUGGCGCAUUUACAAACGAGACGGACGAAAGGCGUUUCCCGUCCCCGCCGUCCAAACCAACAUGGGAAGCCUUCAACCCUGGGAGCAGACUGUCUCCAAGAAGCGCUCAUUGCGCGACCAGCUGCUGAGCCCAUACCUGAUCAACGAUGUCAAUCGACGGAAGGGGCAGAUCCACUCCGUCCACGACCGUUCUUGUGUCCCGGAUGCCCCUGCGAUCCAAGAGAUAACCGACAUUGACAACAUCCCUCACCUAUUCGAGCGUCUAAAGACUGGGCAGUACACCGCAGAGCAGACGACUUUGGCGUAUAUCAAGAGGGCCGUGGCGGCACAUCAACUGACCAACUGCCUCACUGAGGUGGUCUUUGAGGAUGCGUUAGAGCAAGCCCGUGCAUUGGAUCGUGAAUUUCAGCAAAUCGGCCAGGUCAAAGGCCCACUCCACGGCAUUCCCGUCACACUGAAGGACCAGUUCGACCUCAAGGGGGUUGAUACUACACUGGGCUAUGUGGGCCGUGCUUUUGCUCCUGCUACACAAGAUGCAGUCCUCGCUCAGAUGCUCAAGGACCUGGGUGCCAUCGUGCUGGCAAAGACAAAUUUGCCACAGAGUAUCAUGUGGGCGGAAACUGAGAAUCCUCUCUGGGGCUUGACGACCAAUCCAAGAGACCCCGAGUUUACCCCGGGCGGCUCUACAGGAGGAGAAGCCGCUUUGCUGGCACUGCACGGCUCGAUCUUAGGCUAUGGGACGGAUAUCGGGGGCAGCGUGAGGAUUCCUCAGAGUCUCAUGGGACUCUACGGCUUGAAGCCCAGCAGCAGCAGACUCCCGUACCACGGUGUCGCCGUCUCAACUGAGGGACAGGAGCAUGUCCCCUCUGCAGUUGGCCCCAUGGCUCGGGAUUUGUCGUCCCUCUGCUAUGUAAGUCGACUGGUCGCCAACGCCCAGCCGUGGCAGCUAGAUCCCAAAUGUACACCCCUGCCUUGGAACGAAGAAUCGUUCCAGGAGGUCCAAAAUCGGCCUCUGGUAAUCGGGUUGAUCCUAGACGACGGCGUGGUGAGAGUACAUCAUCCGAUCGAGAGAGCUCUCCGGGACCUGUCCGCAAAGCUGGAGGCGCAGGGUCAUGAGAUAGUCGCCUGGGAUGCCUCGGACCACCUGGAUUAUAUCAAACUCAUGGACGUUUUCUACACCGUGGACGGAUGUGAGGAUAUCCGCCGGGACGUGGAAGCUGCUGGGGAGCCGAUGAUUCCUCAUGUGGAGGCGCUGGUGAAUCGGGGGAAGGCCAUUUCGGUGUAUGAAUACUGGCAGCUCAACAGGCAGAAGGUGGCGCUACAGAAGAGGUACUUGGAUAAGUGGAAUGCGGUCCGUUCUUCGUCCGGGAGACCCGUUGAUGUGCUCUUGGCCCCGACGACUCCCCAUCCUGCCAUCCCGCACCGGACACUGCGGUGGGUUGGGUAUACCAAGAUCUGGAAUUUCCUCGACUACUCCGCCGUCACCUUUCCUGUGGACCAAGUGAGGGCCGAGGUGGACGCGCCGCCCCAGGACUACCAGCCGAGGAAUGAUCUCGACGCGUGGAACUGGAAGCUUUACGAUGCGGAUACCAUGGAUGGCCAUCCGGUUAGUGUCCAGGUAAUCGGCAAGAAGCUGGAAGAAGAGAAGGUCUUGGGAGCAGCGACUGUCAUUGAGAAGAUGUGGAAGAGUUAG